Drosophila eugracilis is the source of this 1272-nucleotide messenger RNA. Its product is annotated as arginine-hydroxylase NDUFAF5, mitochondrial. The transcript is spliced from 3 exons. The record is from RefSeq and is a predicted model, not a curated record. Gene Ontology annotation, biological process: mitochondrial respiratory chain complex I assembly. Gene Ontology annotation, cellular component: mitochondrion. Bases 181 to 1182 code for a protein of 333 amino acids. Lineage: Eukaryota; Metazoa; Arthropoda; Insecta; Diptera; Drosophilidae. Gene Ontology annotation, molecular function: S-adenosylmethionine-dependent methyltransferase activity.
AAAAAAAGCUGAGAAACGCAUCCUCCCUAAAUAUUACUUUAAUUUUUUAGAGGUAUUACAUUAAGAAACAAACGAUAGUAGGGUAUAAAAUCAUCGACUUGUAGAAAACAUUAACAAAAUGUUUUCAUUUUGUCAUAGCCGGUUGAUUAUUACAGCAUUGCAUUAAUCCAAAGAGAGAUAAUGCUAAGAAAAUUAAGUAAACUAUCGACUUUAAAAGUCAGGUGUGAGCUGCGCCCUUUAUCCUCUCUUAGCCAAACCUCGCAAAACAUAUUCGACCGGAAUGCCAAGAGAUUGCAAAAGGAAAGAGCCGCCCUCAGUGAAGAUGUAGGAUUAUACGAUUACCUAAAGGAGGAAGUGGGUUUUCGCCUGGCAGACAGAGUUUUCGACAUCAAGCGAGAAUUCAAAGCGGCGGCGGACAUAGGAUGCAGUCGUGGUUAUCUGUCGAAACACAUCCUAGCGGAGAGCGUGGAGCAUCUAACCCUCACGGAUACCAGUGCCUCGAUGCUGGAGCAAGCGCAGGGAACUCCAGGUCUUAAAAUGUUAAAACUAGUCAAAGAUGAGGAGGAUCUAGAUUUUGAAGAAAAUUCCCUAGAUCUUGUCAUCUCUAGCUUGAGUCUGCACUGGGUAAAUAACCUGCCCGGCUGCUUCGCCAGGAUCAAGCGUAUUCUAAAACCGGAUGGUGUCUUCAUAGCCUCUAUGUUUGGCGGUGACACUCUGUACGAGCUCCGCUCGUCUCUCCAAUUAGCCGAACUGGAACGCAAAGGGGGAAUAUCCCCUCACAUUUCACCCUUUACCCAGAUCCGUGAUAUUGGAUCCUUACUGAAUCGUGCUGGUUUCACCAUGUUGACCAUAGACACCGAUGAAUUGGUCAUCGGCUAUCCCAGCAUGUUUGAGCUAAUGUGGGAUCUCAAGGGAAUGGCUGAGAACAAUGCGGCAUUUAAUCGGCCGGCCCAUCUUAGUCGGGAUACAAUGCUGGCGGCCAGUGCCAUCUAUCAGGAAAUGUAUGCCAAGCCCAACGAGCAGGGUAUACCAGCAACCUUCCAAAUAAUCUACUUUGUGGGUUGGAAACCCGGUCCCAACCAACCUCAGCCCCUCGCUCGCGGUUCAGGGGAGGUGUCCCUCAAGGACCUUGGCGCUGUCAUAGAAAAGGGUGGCAAGUUGGAUACCAAGGCGGGGGAUUAGCUUAGCUUCAGUUGACAGAUUUAUUUUGAAACGCUGUUGAACAUAAUUUAAACUAAAAUAAACAUAAUUCCUUUUGCUGAGAAACUUAAA